Glycine soja is the source of this 1854-nucleotide messenger RNA. Its product is annotated as replication protein A 70 kDa DNA-binding subunit C-like. The transcript has 17 exons. The record is from RefSeq and is a predicted model, not a curated record. Lineage: Eukaryota; Viridiplantae; Streptophyta; Magnoliopsida; Fabales; Fabaceae. The coding region runs from base 1 to 1854 and encodes 617 amino acids.
AUGGUUUUGGUUGUCUCAGCUAAGGGUUUUACCAUGAAUAUCAAAGGGAAGAAUUUUUCUUUGGUUGACAAGUUUCUUUUGGGGUUUGCUUUUCCUCCGUUGCUGGGUUUGACUAUGAGAAGAAAAGGUGUUUUGGGUGUUUUGCAGAAUGGUGUUGGCCGUUGUUGUGUCAUUUUCGUUUGUUUCAGUUUUAAGUUUGAGAGCAAAACUUUUAGUUUUGCUGAGGUUGAUUGGGAGAAGCUAAGUUUUUCUUUGGUUGACAAUUUUGUUUUGCAGUUUAGUUUUGCUGAGCUUGAUCCGGAGAAGCUAAGGGUUUGCGACUAUAAAGUUAUGGCACGUGUUGCUGAUAAAAUUAAAUUGAUAGAUGGAUCAAGGGAAACUCUUAAGCUUUCUGUAAGGAUCACUGAUCUUUGGUUCAUUGGGAUUCUCGGAAAGACUGAACAAGCCGAAAUGGUGGUUGUUGAUUCUGAUGGAGAUGAAAUCCAUGUUGUUUGCAAACAGGAUCAGCUGAAGUCUCGCAAGGCUGAUUUGAAAGAAAAUUUGACUUAUGUGAUGCAUAAUUUUAAAGUUAUCAAGAAUGAUGGGAAAUUCAGAGUUUGUGAUCAUGAAUAUAAAUUAUAUUUUAUUGGAGUUACUGUUGUUAGCUUAUGUGAUAUGGAACAUUUACCUUUUAGGAAAUUCAGAUUUGUUGAUUUUUCUAGUGUCAUUGCUGGUCAUUUUAAAAUUGGACUCUUGGUUGAUGUUAUUGGCGUGAUUGAUGAAGUGGUAUUCCGAUAUGUGUCAUCCAAAAAUACGAGGGUUGUUUUGAAUUUAAAGGAUUUGAGUGGACAGGUGCUAUCCUAUACACUCUGGGAAAAUUACUGCUUACAGUUUUUGUCUUAUUUGAAUGAUAUUGAAGAUGAAAGGCCAAUCGUUAUUCUCUUGACUCAUGCUAGGAUUAAGGAAGCGCAGGGAUCAUAUCUGGCAUCGGUCAGUAAUUCUUUCAAGGUGUCUAAACUCAUGAUCAAUGACCUCGUGCUGGAAAUUCAAGAAUUUAGAGAGAGCCUUUUAGAUUUAGGGAUCGAGGUUAGAUCAAUUUUGGCGCCUAUUGGACAAGGGAGUUCACAGGAAUUUGUUUGUGUUACUGUCGCCAAGAUUACAACUAUAGUGAUGGACAACUAUUCAUGGUGCUAUCCGGCUUGUGGUCAAUGUUAUAAAAAAGCUGACAUGCAAACUGUGCUGUUCACAUGUCCGUGUGGCAAAGAGAAUGAUCAACCUGUACUAAGGUAUCGGGUUGAGGUGAUGGUUAAUCACAAGGGUGAACAAACCAAAUUUUUGAUCUGGGAUCAUGAAUGUGCACAGUUAAUUGGUCAGACAGCGGAUGAAGUCAAUAGGCUCAAAAUAGAAGAUGGGGAUGUUGAUUUAAAUGCCUCUCCUCAAGUACUAGAUAGGCUAUUGGGUUGUUUCCUUGCAUUCAAAGUGAAGGUGCAACCAAGGUUCAGGAAUUCUGUUGUUCUUAAAUAUUCAGAUGAAUCAGACUUGAUCAAUGUUGUGCUAGAUAUGAUUCCCGAUAGUGAGCCAUGUUGCAAGAUCGAUAAUUCAAUACUUGAGUUGACCGAUCCUAUAGAGCUUGAAUCUCAACCAGUGUCUAUUACCGCUGAUCAUGAUCGGUCAAUGCUUGGCUCAAGUGAGCCUACAGAGCUUGAAUCUCAAUCUGUGUCUGUUAUCGGGGAUCAUGACCCUCUUCUCAAGAUUCCAUUGACACCAACUAAGCGCGUAUCUUCUAAUGAGUUGGAUAAUGAGCGAAAAAAAUUUCAAAUUUCACCUGCUGAAGUUUCCUCGAACAAAUUAGCCAAGCAUUCUCAGCUUGAAUGA